AAAAAGAAACGAAAGCUACCACCUGUCAAUGGGACGGCAACACCUUCCGAAGUGUUUCAUCGUAAUUUGGUAGAUGCUGUUUCUAACGUGGAAGAUUCUGAUGAACAUGAACAAUACGUAUAUCCAUAUAGCCAUCAUGAUAAACCCGGAACACCAUUGACGAACAAUACAACCAGUAAUAAUAACAUCAUCAACAACAAAAAACAACUAAAGAAACGAAAUCAGGAUUUGCCAACACCAUAUCGACGAUCGACAACGCCAUCCAGAUCUUCAUCAACUGCAGCCUCUACCUUUUCGUUACAACAAGCAACAAAUAAUACUGGACCUCCACCAACGUCAGAUGAAGAAAAUGGGACCUGGAUCAAACGUGGCUAUCGUCGCCCCAAGCUACGGAGUCAUGUGAUGGAUCAUCCAAGAAGUAGUGCUGCAUUCCCUCAACCAUGGUCACAUGAAGCAAGUUCCAGCGAUGAUAAUGAUGAUGACGAUGAUCAGCAUGAUUUACACCAUUAUCAAGAUGAUCGAUAUGGUGAACAUAUUUAUCUUUUGCGGCAUCACCCUGGACAACAAAGGAAAUAUCGUCAUACACGUUCUUCAUGUAGAAUUGUACGAAAUACAUUUCUCAGUAUUCUAUUAUUUGUAUUAUUGAUGUUGAUCUUUACAGUGUACAAGGCGGAACCUUUGACAGAUGUAUCAGCAUCUAUGGGACAUAUUCUGGCGUCGGACAAGGAAUUGAUAUUUGAUUUGAUGGUGAAGGCCAAUAACUGGAAUUGGUGGACCGUGCGGAUUCAGCAAGCAGAUCUAAGUGUGUUUGCAUUUAGUGAACUUGUACCUUUCAAUGACACUUUUGGGGUGGAUCCAGCUGAAUAUCUUGGUGAUUGUCUAUACUUUGAUGAACCACUUUCAUUUACAUCAUCAGUGAUUUUGGGAAGAGAUGAAAGAGCAAGUACAUCAACUCAAAUUAGAAUCAAAUCACCUGGGGCGGAUGCAAGUGGGAAUCAACGAUGGUCUCGUAUGAUUCGAUAUCCUUAUGGAUUAGUGACUCGCGGUGUUAUCAAGUAUCGACCUUUUUCCCUUUUGAAUCUUUCAUCUAGUCAAUCGAUACCCCUUUGUGUUGUGACUCAUGUUGAUCCCAUUACAUCUAUUACUACAGUUUAUUUUGAUGAUGAUCAUGGUUACUGUUCUCAUUAUCCUAUACUUACGUAUUGA
This is a messenger RNA of Halteromyces radiatus, 1206 nucleotides long. RefSeq lists its product as uncharacterized. Gene Ontology annotation, biological process: positive regulation of phosphatidylinositol biosynthetic process; protein localization to vacuolar membrane; vacuole inheritance. Lineage: Eukaryota; Fungi; Mucoromycota; Mucoromycetes; Mucorales; Cunninghamellaceae. The record is from RefSeq and is a predicted model, not a curated record. The annotation marks the transcript as partial. Gene Ontology annotation, cellular component: fungal-type vacuole membrane; PAS complex. The transcript has 5 exons.